Messenger RNA from Anopheles stephensi (Asian malaria mosquito), 4202 nucleotides. RefSeq names its product lysosome membrane protein 2 (gene dsb). The transcript is spliced from 11 exons. Gene Ontology annotation, molecular function: scavenger receptor activity. The record is from RefSeq and is a predicted model, not a curated record. The coding region runs from base 1362 to 3212 and encodes 616 amino acids. Lineage: Eukaryota; Metazoa; Arthropoda; Insecta; Diptera; Culicidae. Gene Ontology annotation, cellular component: membrane; cytoplasm.
GUCAGUCGGUAAGCCGUUGCGCGUUGGACGAGUCGAAGACGUUUGGUCGCGCGACUGGAGCCUUGAGGAGCGUGUGCGAGUAGUGUGAUUCGGGGUCUGUUUUUUUGUUGGUUGUUGCGUUCGUUCGCUGUGCGGGAUCCGACGCACGACAGGAUCUCGGAUACGUUCAUUCAACCGUUUGUCGUGCCGCCGUGUAGACGCAAUCGCUCGUUUGGUCUAGUGGUGCACCGAGAACACAACGCAUCAUCUCCAGGAUCUUCCUGUGCUGUUGAGCAAGUGCCUCCGGUUAAUCUGGUGCAGAAUCGUCUCGGGAAAGGUCGUUCAUUAUUAAGUGGCCGCCGCUGGUGAACAUCAUAGUCGGUGCGUUCCAGUACACAGGUGGUACACGGUCUCGCGAAGUUCAAGGGGUCGGGAAAACCCGCAUGAAGUGAUGCCCACUGUCCCGCGUCUGCAUCCAGAUUGAAGAUUGAAGUAUAUAAGCCAGGAUCACUUCCGAUCGGGGAGUUAGUCGGUCCGAGAAUAGCAUCAGUUACACAUACCCGAGCAACUUCAGGUUGUGGCCAGCGAUUUUCUUCCAAGUUUGCUUCAACCCAAAACCCUAAACGGAAAAAAGGAUCAAAGUUUUUCUUUUUUAAACGUCCACUCGUCUUCUUUUCGGUGUUGGCCUGUGAUCAUCUGAGUGAGAUGCUGCAAACAGUGUUGACUAUAGGAAGUAGUAACGAUCAGGGAGAUCAAGUACAGUUUAGCAGAGCAUCGAUUAGGGUGCAACCGUGUUAGCCAGUGCUGCCCGAAGUGUGUGAUCCAUUCUUGAUAAGCAGGAAAAGUGAUUGUCUGAAGAUUUCUAGCUGUUCCUUAGUUGGAUAUCAUUCGUGGUGAUAUCUCAACGUAAACCGUCAAAAGAUAGUUCGUCGGGAGAAAAAAUAAAGCUAGUCAAGUGCAGUGUUUGGAGAGCGUUCGAGUGUGCCUGUGUGCGUGAUCGAGUGAAAAUAAAUAGUGAUUCUUCAGUGCUGUUUGGUUCGGUGUUCUACGGUAGACGGAAGUGACUUGACCUGGUGAGAAGUUUUAUUCGCAUAGAACAGCCGCUGCCUUUUUGAAGGAAAUUACUAUUGGAGCCUAGCUAAUCAUCGGUGCACCAAUACAGAACGCCACCCAGCUCCGACCAGCAGUAGAUGCGCUCCGCCAGCAAACAGCAAGCGCAAGCGAGCGAACCACCAUCGACAGCUGCUGGGAACCGUUGCCGGGACCACCGCCGAACCUUCACGUCCCGCGCCCUAAGCAAGGCCAACGGCCCCCGCCCCUCACAUCCCUAGCUGACCGUCGUGCUGUGCGCUCGGAACCGUCCCCACGCCACACCGGAUACGAUGGGAUUGCACAAAAACUACUUCAAAGUUGGACAGAAUGCUAGCAAUCAGCUGUUUGGUUUGCCACCCGGCCAGGGUGGACCGACGCCGCUAUCGAUGCUCAUUUCGCAAGGAGCGAAGUUUAACAGCAAUCGCGUAGCGGUAAUUAUAUUUGGAAUUGUCACCCUCAUUGCCGGUGUUAUACUGUCGUCCGUGCCUUGGCUAAACAUUUUCAUCAUGAAGAACCUGAGACUGUGGAACGGCACGAUAAGCUUCCACUACUGGCAGCGGCCCGGCGUGACUAGGCUAACUAAGGUGUACAUAUUUAAUGUUACUAAUCCGGAGGGAUUCCUCACCGGUGAAAAGCCAAAACUAGUUGAAGUAGGACCAUUCGUGUAUAGGGAGGAUAUGGAGAAAGUGAACAUCAAGUUUCACGACAACUACACCGUGACGUACCAGCACAAGAAGAUUCUGCAGUUCGUUCCUGAGCUUAGUGUAGAUAAGAACCUUCGCAUUACGACACCAAAUAUUCCACUGCUGACCAUCUCCACCCAAAGCAAGUACCUCAGCUUCUUCGUCGCAAAGACGAUCUCGGUAAUAUUAACGGCGACCAAAUACAAACCGUUCAUUUCACUGACGGCCGACGAGCUGGUAUUUGGUUACGACGAUACGCUCGUCAGUUUGGCCCAUCGAUUCUAUCCCCGAAAUCGACGACCUAUGGAAAAGAUGGGCCUACUAAAUGGGAGAAACGGAACACUGACGGAGUACGCCACGAUGCACACGGGCCAUACGGGUAUGGAAAAGUUUGGAUACUUUGACAAGCUGAACGGGUUGGACCACUUGCCGCACUGGGACGGUGAACCCUGCCGCAGCAUACAGGCGUCCGAGGGUAGCUUCUUCCCACCGCGAGACCUCACGAAGAAGGAUACGGUGUACAUCUACGAUAAGGAUCUGUGCCGUACGCUGCCGCUGGUUUAUCGGGAACCGGUCGAGAAGGAUGGAAUAUCUGCCGAUCUGUACACACUCGCCGAGGAUGCUUAUGGACCGCCGAACGAAAACAAUAGCUGCUUUGACCAUGACCACUACAAGAAAUAUUACGGACUGCAGAACAUUAGUCCAUGCCAGUAUGGUGCACCAGUCUACAUUUCAAACCCCCACUUCUACCAGUCCGAUCCACAGCUUCUGGACGCCGUCGAAGGUCUCCAGCCCGAUCCCGAGCAGCACAAAACGUACUUCAAAAUACAACCCAAACUGGGCGUCCCACUCGAGGGUCAGGUGCGGGUACAGCUCAAUCUUCUAGUCGAGAAAGCUCCGAACGUGAUGGCAACCAAAGACUUUCGGGAUUUCGUAUUUCCCAUCAUGUGGCUCGAGGAGGGUGUCAGUGAACUAACGCCACCGAUCCGCCGAUGGAUCUACCUGGCGACGGUGUUCGCCCCAACCGCCCUGCCCAUCCUAUCGUACGGCAUGAUCCUAACCGGCGCGUUCGCGAUGAUCUACGUGUUCGUCCGGGCGUACAAGAACUUUGUCUUCACGGACGACCCAACGACGGAGCUGCUCGAGAUGGGCCGGCGAUCGCUUCGCCGCGGCAGCCAUCUGAUCAGUAACGGACAGCACCGGAUACUGCACCGAGACAGCUACAUCCUGCUUAAGGCCAACGGGGGCACUACGAUGGUCGCGCCAACGGCAGCGGAAGCAGCAGCCGAGCAGGAGAAUCUCGUGGGGACGGAAAGCAGUAAUAGCAGCAGUAACAGCAGCAGCACCAACAAUAACAAUCAUCUGCUUCACAACCACAACCUGCUGCACAGUCAUCAUCAUCUGUACAUUCAACCGAAGGACCAAAGUCUACUAUCGGAGGAGGACUCGCCUGCCUAAGCCACUCAUCGCACAGCACAAUCGAUCCCUCCGUUUAGAUGUUUUUUUCCCACUUAUAUGAGUUUAAUUUUCCUUGAAACGAUCGCGAAAAGGUCCCCCUUCGUUUUCCUGCCCAUCUCACCACAGAACUACUACUACCCCAAUUACCCCGCCCCAAUUACUCCGCGAUCGUUUCAAACGGUGAUAGAGACUGCUGAUUAUUUAAAUUAAUUACCUUUCCCAACUACGCCACACUCAUACAAAAACCAGCCCAUCGACUAUGUGUGCCCUUACUACAUUCCCACUAGUGUGCAAAACUUCUUCGUUCUUCGCUUACCUAUAAGUAGAGAUAAUAUUGUUUAAGCCCAAUGUCGUAACGGUGGGCGUGAAACGUUCUACCCCGUUUUGCGCACUGCCAUCCAAAACCAAUUUCAAACGUACUACGCGCCUGACUGUGCUCCACAUUACACAUUAAGGGUUGAACCUGGAACCUGGAGGGACAGGGUUAAGAAGUGUUUGUGUGUAAAGAAAAAAAUGUGUUAAGGUAAAAAAGUGACACUGAUUUCCUUUAGAACUAUGAAAUUUUAUGAAUUAGGAGUAAAAAUUGAUAAAACAAACGCACACACAAAAUAAUGCUCAAAAAACCCCAAAUGUGAGGAAGUGUUUGCUCAAUCGUUAAGUCAGAAAACAGUGAUAGCUCAAUUUCUUUGCUAUGUGUGUGGAACAACUCUUGUAUUGGGAUAAUGCUAACAACAACUAAAAAGAAACGAGCGAGCUCCUAGUAUGAUUUCGGCAAAGUAAUUUCCAAAUCCUUUUCCUUGUGUUUAGUGCGUAAGUAGCGUAGUAAGUAGAUAGUAAAAGCAUACAGAAAAGGAGCCGAAAACGUGCGUAAGGUAGCUAUGAAUCAUUUUAAAAAAAAACAAACGAAUGUGUACCACAGAUUGUAAAUAGACGUGUAAUUGUUUUAUUCAUAUGUAAAUAAAGAGUUUUUCCAAUUUUUUGACUAAAACA